AUGAGCAAGUUGAAAAUAGUUAUAAGGGGUACAAUAAAGCAGAAUAUUGUUGAGAAGGGGCAGGGCUGCCUGAAAAGCAGUCAUGAAUGCAAUUACAAACUUUUGUGGGAACGAGCUGCGGGACGCAUGCGAGGGCGCAGAGAAGGCCGGUGUCAUCAGCGCUCGACUUCCCAUCGCCGGAGAUUAUCUUCAUGCGGUUCUCGACGUCUUCUGUGGCGCGGCGAGCGACAGGGGUGGGCUGAAGUGCGGUGGGCGUCAGGGAUGGUGACAGAUAACUCGACGGUGGCGCUCUCGAAGUCUCCGAAAUCUCCAAAUAAUUACAGUCGUAUACCCGGUUUGUCGCGCGGCGAACGGCGAUGGAAGUUUGAGGCGCAUCAGGCGUCGGGGCCGAUGACGGUGGCGUGUCCAGCGGCGGGCGUCGCGGCAGGGCCAACGGCGGGCGACCGUGUUGGUGGUGGCGGGCGACCUUGUCAGCGGAGGUCGCAGAAAAACAAGGAUCUUGAUGGUUUAUGGGCUGUUGCUAUCUACAGUGGCGGCGGCCGUGCCGUGGCAGAGGUAGAGAACAGGGGACAAGAGGAGGACGGGUGUUGGAGCGACAAGUAA
Messenger RNA from Striga asiatica, 603 nucleotides. Lineage: Eukaryota; Viridiplantae; Streptophyta; Magnoliopsida; Lamiales; Orobanchaceae. The record is from the annotation of a GenBank genome assembly.